AUGUUUUUUCGGCGAGUUUCCACUGGUCUAUCUGCAAAAUCAGAAUUCGAUCCACUCUUAAGAAUUUCCUGCACAAGCUUCGGUGGAAAAGUUAGUUACAUUUGUCGGGAUUUUAGAUGCUUAGGAUUCCCCCCUAAUUCACGUAUUCUUGCAGGUUCCCGGAAAGUUCCCCAUGGUGAACCUGGUAUCCUUCGGCAUCUCCAAGGGGGCCUUUCCCUCCAUGAAGGCGGCGCCGCGCCUUCAAAUCUGCUGCGCAGUAUGUAUAUCUCUUUCCCCCUCCCCCGAACGUUGCGAUUCCAUUCAGAUCGCACCCUCCGAGGAAGAAGAAGAAGAAAAAAAGAUGAAGAAGACGUGACUCAUCCGAUUCCUGUCAAUAACGCUGCAGGCCAAACCUGAAACCGUGGCGAAGAUAUGCGAGAUCGUCAGGUCCCAACUAGCAUUGGACGAGAAAAAAGAAGUCACCGCUGAAUCCAAGUUUGCUGAGUUGGGCGCCGACUCCCUGGACACUGUGAGCUCACCCCGCGAGCCCUUCCACAAGCAUCUUUUCUCCAUCUUCCAUCUCAACAAACAUUUUAUCGAACAGGUUGCCCCCGUGAUCCUGAACCCCCCCGCCGCUUAUUAUCUCAGGUGGAGAUCGUCAUGGAACUGGAAGAGCAGUUUGGGAUCACCGUGAAUGAAGACUCCUCUCCGAGCAUCACCACCGUGCAGGAGGCGGCGGAUCUGAUAGAGUCUCUCGUACAGGCGAAUGGCGAGACAGACGAAGAGUCCGAUAGCGGGAGCGAGAGCGAGGACGAGGAGAGAAUCAAGACUGCUCAAGGGCACAAGGAAGCUCCGAAGGCUGCUCAGGCUGGCGCAGGAGCUCCGAAGAAAUAA
Molecule: messenger RNA, 873 nt
Organism: Spirodela intermedia
Lineage: Eukaryota; Viridiplantae; Streptophyta; Magnoliopsida; Alismatales; Araceae
Source: the annotation of a GenBank genome assembly